UUCAUAUCCCUCUUCGCCUCCUCACAUCGGUUCUAUUCAAACCCUAAUCUUUCAAAUCUCUCUCUCUCCAUUUAUUUAUAUACGUUUCAAUCAUCGAUUUAUGGUUGAAAGUUCCAAUCUUUAUUUAUAGAAAUAGAAAGAUCUAAGGGAUUCAAAGAGAUCCGUAUUUAUUCCGGCGAUUCGUCGGAAUUGUUGAGGGUAAUUUGGUCAUUUCAUUGAAAAAUGUCGAUUUUGUCGAAAACAGAUUCGAUUCACAUUAGAGAGGUUUGGAUUGACAAUUUGGAAGAAGAAUUUGCUUUAAUGCGUGAAAUUGUUGAUGAAUUUCCUUACAUUGCAAUGGAUACUGAGUUUCCAGGUGUUGUUAUCCGACCGGUUGGGAAUUUUAAGAAUAUUAAUGAUUAUAAUUACCAAACCCUAAAGGAUAAUGUUGAUAUGUUGAAAUUGAUUCAGUUAGGGUUGACUUUUUCGGAUGAAAAUGGUAAUUUGCCUAAAUGUGGGACUGAUAAAUAUUGUAUUUGGCAGUUUAAUUUUCGUGAAUUCAACCCUAAUGACGAUGUUUUCGCGAAUGAUUCGAUUGAGUUGUUGCGAGAAAGCGGUAUUGAUUUUAAGAUGAAUAAUGAAAAGGGAAUUGAUGCUAAGCGUUUUGGUGAGCUUUUGAUGUCGUCGGGGAUUGUGUUGAAUGAUAGUGUGUGUUGGGUUACGUUUCAUAGUGGUUAUGAUUUCGGAUAUUUGGUAAAGUUGUUGACUUGUCAGGAUUUGCCUGAUACGCAAGAAGGGUUUUUUACGUUGAUCAAUGUGUAUUUUCCUGUCCUUUUCGAUAUCAAGCAUUUGAUGAAGUUUUGCAACAGUCUUCAUGGUGGAUUGAACAAGCUUGCAGAGCUGUUGGAGGUUGAGAGAGUUGGUAUUUGUCAUCAGGCGGGUUCAGAUAGCUUGCUUACGGCUUGUACGUUUAGGAAGUUGAAAGAACAUUUCUUUAGCGGUUCACUGGACAAGUAUGCCGGUGUGUUGUAUGGUUUAGGUGUUGAAAAUGGGCAAUGAAAAAAAAUUAAAAAUUAAAGAAGGAUAGAUGUUUAUUACUUGUGUGUGAUGUAUGAUGCCACAUCCAAUGUGUACUUUUGUUAAAAAAGGUUUUGUGGUUAUUUAUAAUAUCCACCUUAUUUUGGUUUGA
Lycium ferocissimum is the source of this 1168-nucleotide messenger RNA. Its product is annotated as probable CCR4-associated factor 1 homolog 7. The transcript is spliced from 2 exons. Bases 223 to 1038 code for a protein of 271 amino acids. NCBI's taxonomy places the organism in Eukaryota, Viridiplantae, Streptophyta, Magnoliopsida, Solanales, Solanaceae. Gene Ontology annotation, molecular function: poly(A)-specific ribonuclease activity; nucleic acid binding. The record is from RefSeq and is a predicted model, not a curated record. Gene Ontology annotation, cellular component: CCR4-NOT core complex; CCR4-NOT complex; P-body.